Molecule: messenger RNA, 1047 nt
Organism: Cryptococcus amylolentus CBS 6039
Lineage: Eukaryota; Fungi; Basidiomycota; Tremellomycetes; Tremellales; Cryptococcaceae
Exons: 2
Coding region: 1-1047 (348 amino acids)
Source: RefSeq, a predicted model, not a curated record
AUGUCUUACACGCCUCGACGACGAGGUACAUACCCACCGCUAAACUCACAAUCGUAUUACCAGGACUAUCACCCUUCUUCUCGAAGACCAACGGUCAGGUCUUACACAGUCCGCUCAUCAAGGGGAUAUGAAUCUGCCCAUGAAGCACCGCGCUCAUCAAGGGAACACGAGUCUGCCCAUGAAGCACCGUACUCGUCAUACUACAACCGUCGAGAGCGUCGCCUCUCAAGGCGGCCAAGAUCGCAAUCCACUCGUCAGAGAGAAUACCCGUAUGCCUUUGCCAGCGAAGGAGCCCGUCCGAGUGCGGAUGACAUAAAAGUCACUUAUGACGACCCCGAAGACACCAGAAAACAUGACAAUGCUAGAGAUACCAGAGCGGACGAGACGAUCGAGGUAGAGUAUGAAACCGAUUCAGAGGAAAAGAGACGUCGUCGACGAGCUUCCAAGAAGAAGUCUCGUCAAGAGGAAGACACUUCGCGAUCGACAAAAGGGCGACCGUACUGGGAAGAUCCUUCGGAAUGGUGGGUACGGGAAGAUGGCCGGUUUCGUAUGCCUCCUCCUCCUAUGGGAGACCACAUUGUGCCAGCAGAGACGGAACCCGAAGACGACUCAGCCAACGUGGAUACCAAUGACGAUGAUCAUCCCCAAGAAGCGCCAGAAUCUCAGCGCCAAACAUAUCCCAGAUACAAGACAUUCAUAGCAUCCAAGAGCUCUCGCGGACCUCUCGAAAAGGUCCAAUACAGUCCCAGUGAGGCCGAAGGUCUCGGAAAUUGGAGGCUUAUCGAUAUCGAGUUCAAGGACGUGUGCUAUGAGGAUACAAUGCGGGGCGAAAUGACGAGGAUUCCCUGGACAAAGGCCCGAGUGCCUGUGAACGUGAAGUGGGACCAACAGCCGGUCAAUAGCUGGCUAGACCAUGUGCCAACCGUAUCAAUAAUCAAUGACUUGUUCAGUGAUGUGCCAGACGAAAUGGGGGCUCGGGCCAAGAAGGUCAAGGUCGACCCAUCAGCAGCCGCCGCGAGAGAGCUGGAGGCGGCCCACAAAGGCUGA